Messenger RNA from Paramecium octaurelia, 1714 nucleotides. NCBI's taxonomy places the organism in Eukaryota, Ciliophora, Oligohymenophorea, Peniculida, Parameciidae. The record is from the annotation of a GenBank genome assembly.
AAAAAUGAACCAAAAUCAUAGUAUUUCUCUCAUCCUUGAAGUAAUAGCCAGUUUAGAUAAAAUGUUUAAACAAAUUUAUGAAAAAAAAGGUGACAAGCGUAAAACAAUAUUACUGCUUGGAAACACAGGAUCUGGAAAGAGUACUAUCUUUAAUUGGCUAAGUGGAGCCAAGUUUAAGUAUGAAGACGAGAAAUUAACAUUAAUUGAGGAACAAGGAAAAAAUUACUCAAAAUAAGGGGACUCCAUGGAAUCAAUAACAUUUGAACCUAAUUUCAAUAUGAUUGAUGAAGAGUAUAUGUUGAUUGAUUUUCCAGGAUUCAAAGAUACUUAAGGUGCUAAAAAUUAGCUAGCAAUUCAAUUAAUGUUUAAUGAAGUAGUCACAAGUACUGAGGUUAAAUUAGUUGUUGUAACUGAGCAACCAUAAGGUAAAAUUCCUCAGAGAGGUGCAAGAAUAUUAGAACUUGUUUAAAAUACAUUUACCUCAAAAGACACAAAGUUUGAGUCCAUUGGUUACAUUAUAAAUAAAUUUGGGGAUAAGAAAUUUAAAGAUGAUGAAAUCGCAAAAGGUUUUAUCAAAAAGCAAUUAGAGGAAAUACAUUAAACACAAGAAGAAAACAAGGAUGUCUAUAGAGCUUUAUAGCAAAAUAUUAUAAUAGUAAGGAAACCUACUUUAUCCAAUCUUAUAUUCAAUGAUGAGUAAAGAAAAUCACUAUUUGAUUUAUUGAAAUAAAUAAAACCAAUCACAUAUCAACCUGAUAAGGUGGAUUAGGAUUAAAUCGUCAGCAACUAUAUUGCAAAUACAUUAAAUCAAUUGUUUUUCUAAUUUAGAAAAAGCCUAAGUAAAUAGAAAGAUGAUGCCAAGAAGAAUAACACAACCAACCAGUUUAACAAUACUUUAUAAGAAAUACUUAAACAAAUUGGAUAAAUUAAAUAUAAAGAUUAGCAAUGUGUAUUAGAAUGGAUGAGUAAACAUAUUUUACUGAAUAUCUAAAAUGAGGACUCAACAGCCAAAUUUUUAUAAAUUUUUAGAUUCUUCUUCAAAUAUUAGGCAAACAUAGAAGGAUUUUAAGCAUUCUAAGAAAACAUUUUAGAAGUAAAGCAGACAGUUGAGAGCAUUAUUUAGGAAAUUUAGGCAGAGAUUCAAAGAAUAAAUGAUGAGGAGGAGAGAUAUAGAAGACAAAAAGAGGAAGAGAAUCGUAAACAUAGAUAAUACAUGGAAUAAUUAAGGAGAGAUUAAGCAGAGGAACAGAGAAGAAGGAGAGAGGAAAUACAGCAAAGAAGGGAAGAAGAGCAAAGAAAAGAGGAGGAGAGAAAGAAAUAGUAGUAGAAAAUGGAACAAGAAUUAAAGGAAAAAAAAGCAAGAGAGCUUGAAUAGCAGCGAAAAAAAGAAGAGACUGAACGAUAAAUGCAAGAACAAAGAAUAAAAUAGCAAUAGGAGGAAUAAAGAAUAAAAUAGCAGUAAGAAUAGCAAAGGUAAAGAUAACAAGAAAAAAAUUCAUAUAUAUGUAAACUUGAGAAUUACAAGAAAUAACUACUUUAAAAAAAAUAAUAGAAGGCAAAAUACAUUGAAUCGUAAUCAGGGGUAUUUAUGGCAGUAAUUGGAGGUGAUUGGAAGGAGACUUAUAAUAAAAAUAUUCAAAACUAUGAUUCUGACAUUGGAGAGUUUUAAAACUAGGUAGAUUAUAUUGAAAGAUAAUUAUUAAAUUAUUAUUGA